Messenger RNA from Sus scrofa (pig), 3448 nucleotides. It is a transcript of the gene PIP5K1B, whose product is annotated as phosphatidylinositol-4-phosphate 5-kinase type 1 beta. The record is from RefSeq and is a predicted model, not a curated record. Gene Ontology annotation, cellular component: plasma membrane. Gene Ontology annotation, molecular function: 1-phosphatidylinositol-4-phosphate 5-kinase activity. Lineage: Eukaryota; Metazoa; Chordata; Mammalia; Artiodactyla; Suidae. Gene Ontology annotation, biological process: phosphatidylinositol phosphate biosynthetic process.
GCCUGCAGCCUCCGCGAACCGCGGCCGCCGCCGCACAGCCCGCUUUCUCUCCGCGCCUCGCUCUGACUCCGGCGCGCUCAGCGCCGGGACCCCUGCCCGAGCUUGGGGGCGCCCUGCUCCUCGCCCCUCGGUCCCGGACCCCCGACCGUGACGCGGCCAGGCUGCGCCCCGCAGUGGAACCGCUCCGUUCGCCGCGGGCUUUGGCGGCCGCCCGCGGCUCAGUCUGGCCGGAGGACCGGCAAGGAAGGAAGGGGAAAGCGGGGACACACACACCGGCCGCGGCGCGCGCGCACUGCACACUCGCAGCCGCGCGCCACCGCCGAGGCGCGUCCGGGGCGAGUUUGGACCCGCGGCUCCGGCCCGGCACCUGCCCGCUCUCCUCGCUGCGCCCCAGCCCGGGCCCCGCCCCGCGGACCCUUCGGCCCCUUGCUUGCACAGCUCUCUCUUCGCCUGGGGGAAGCGACAACGUCCCAAUAACUUGCAGACUGUGGCGCAACUGGUCUCGACACCGGAGGCGCCCGAAUGCUGUCCGGGUGAGGGAUCUGGGAAGGAAAACAGUCUCAACAAUGAAUAAGCCACUCAUCACAACCAACUGCAGAUGACUUGCCAUUUCAUUUAUAAAGAUGUCAUCUGCUGCUGAAAAUGGAGAUGCAGCACCUGGGAAACCAAAUGAAGAAAAAACCUAUAAAAAGACUGCAUCAUCUGCCAUCAAAGGUGCUAUUCAGCUGGGAAUAGGCUACACAGUGGGUAACCUCACCUCCAAGCCAGAUCGAGAUGUUCUCAUGCAAGAUUUUUACGUGGUGGAAAGUGUGUUCCUACCCAGUGAAGGGAGCAAUCUGACCCCAGCACAUCACUACCCAGACUUCAGAUUUAAGACGUAUGCUCCACUAGCAUUCCGAUAUUUCAGAGAACUUUUUGGUAUCAAGCCUGAUGAUUACUUGUAUUCCAUAUGCAGUGAACCUCUAAUAGAGCUGUCUAACCCUGGAGCCAGUGGAUCCUUGUUUUUUGUGACCAGUGAUGAUGAAUUUAUCAUCAAAACAGUUCAACAUAAAGAAGCAGAGUUCCUUCAGAAGCUGCUGCCAGGCUAUUACAUGAAUUUAAACCAGAAUCCGAGGACUCUUUUGCCAAAAUUUUAUGGACUGUACUGCAUGCAGUCGGGGGGCAUCAACAUCAGGAUUGUAGUCAUGAACAACGUCUUACCCCGCUCCAUGAGAAUGCACUUUACUUAUGACCUGAAGGGCUCCACCUAUAAGCGCAGAGCAUCCCGAAAAGAGAGGGAGAAAUCCAACCCCACAUUUAAGGACCUAGACUUCCUGCAAGACAUGCACGAAGGGUUGUAUUUUGAUACAGAAACAUACAAUGCGCUCAUGAAGACGCUUCAGAGAGACUGCCGGGUGCUAGAAAGCUUCAAGAUUAUGGACUAUAGCCUUUUGCUGGGAAUCCACGUCUUGGACCAUUCCCUCAAAGAGAAAGAAGAGGAAACUUCACAAAAUGUGCCUGAUGCUAAGCGUCCUGGGAUGCAAAAAGUUCUCUACUCAACAGCAAUGGAAUCCAUCCAGGGGCCAGGGAAAUCUGGAGAUGGGAUCAUCACAGAGAACCCAGACACAAUGGGAGGCAUUCCAGCUAAAAGUCAUAAGGGAGAAAAACUACUUUUAUUCAUGGGCAUUAUUGACAUUCUGCAGUCAUAUAGGUUAAUGAAAAAGUUGGAACAUUCCUGGAAAGCUCUUGUUUAUGAUGGGGACACUGUUUCGGUUCAUAGACCAAGCUUUUAUGCAGACAGAUUUCUAAAGUUUAUGAAUUCCAGAGUUUUCAAGAAAAUUCAAGCUUUGAAGGCCUCGCCAUCUAAAAAACGGUGCAAUUCCAUUGCCGCCCUAAAGGCAACCUCACAGGAGAUUGUGUCCUCAAUCAGCCAGGAGUGGAAGGAUGAGAAGCGUGACUUGCUGACCGAAGGGCAGAGUUUUAGCAGCCUUGAUGAAGAAGCGCUGGGAUCCCGACACAGGCCAGAUCUGGUGCCUAGCACCCCGUCGCUGUUUGAAGCCACUUCCUUGGCGACCACAAUUUCAUCUUCUUCCUUAUACGUCAAUGAACAUUAUGCCCAUGAUAGGACAACGCUUUAUUCAAACAGUAAAGGGUUACCUUCCAGUUCAACCUUUACCUUGGAAGAGGGGACCAUCUAUUUGACUUCUGAGCCAAACACCCUGGAAAUGCAGGAUGAUAAUGCCUCUGUGCUUGACGUCUAUUUAAUAUUCAACUCAAGGGAAGUGUUUUUGAAGAUGAUUUUAUCCAGUGACCAAAGAUGUGUUUUCCACUGAAUUUUGAGUUGACGACACAGAUGAGGGUAUUUAAAAGAAUACAACAGAAAUGAGCAGGCUCUAUUGAUUUUAAAUGGGCAAUCACACAGUCUUCAUAAUAGAGCCAGAUUCCACUUUCUGAAUGGUCUCAGCUAUUCUAAGGCACCAAUCACUGUAGCUGUUAUGUCAGUUCCUCAGGCAGCUUCUUUGCCUGAUACGAAUGUAAUUUGGUGUUAAUGGGAAGAGGAACAAGCAACAAAAAGCACUGCAGCUGAAAAAUGUCGUGGGCAAGAAUGUCCUUUUUUAUGAGUAGCUGGGAAUGGGUGGGUAAGUGGGAGAUAAUGGGAUUGCUUUUUAAAAUAAUAUAAACAUUUCAAAGAGGGCUGCCAGAAAACAACGAUUUUCUUCUCUUAUUUAGUCCUGAGGUUAUGCCCCUUUUCUUUUUACACUUUCCAUAUUAACAGCCUUGCAAUAAUAUGUCCUUGCAUCCAGAUAAGUGUUUCUGCAAGAUGUCUGUUUGAAGUGCAAAAAUAGCUGUGAGCAAAGAAACAGUUAAGCCAUUUAUUUUUCAGCCAUGCCAGUCUGGGAGAUUAGGACUCUGAUGUGCAGCUGCUGGACAGCUUGGUUAUUUAGUGUGUCUUUAGGGUGGUUAAUAAUACUCUUUGAUCAUAGGAUGAAGGGUGGCAGAGAAGUGAAAAUGAUUGAAUUAACAGCUUAUCAUACUAUUAAGUGGGAGAAAAGCCUGAGAAAAGAAGAAAAACACUCUAAAUUAGGUCACGGGGGUCCUAGAAAAUUCAGUGAGACUUUGUGGCAAGACAGACUGCAUUUCUGGACUUGACUCCGACCUGACUUGGCUGGCAUCGAAGUUAAUGACCUGUAUGUAAAGUAUCAAGUCUCUUUAAUCACUCCUUGCAUGAGCCAGCAUUGGCUGCUGCCCAAGAUAUUUAUUCGAAACAGUGGCAAUUCUAUCCCUGCUCAGCAGAGAGCUAGAUUCCCCAUCAACCAAAGAUGCUGCUCAAGGUUUUGGUAGGUUUUAGAGCAAAAUAGGAAGAGAAGAGGCAGAGGCUGCCUUUGGUUUGGAAGGCAUUUCACCAGGAUGUCGUUCCCUUCCACCAGUAUGACCAUAUCGAGAAAUGAAGAGAUUUCAGAAAGGGCAA